Messenger RNA from Myiozetetes cayanensis, 1461 nucleotides. RefSeq names its product COMM domain containing 9 (gene COMMD9). The transcript has 6 exons. NCBI's taxonomy places the organism in Eukaryota, Metazoa, Chordata, Aves, Passeriformes, Tyrannidae. The record is from RefSeq and is a predicted model, not a curated record. Bases 51 to 647 code for a protein of 198 amino acids.
GAGGGCGCCGCCAUGGCGGCGGGGGGGCGCGGAACAGCUGACCCGCCAAGAUGGCGGCGCUGCGGGACGCGGAGUUCGUGGCGCUGCAGAGCCUGCUGAAGGCGCCGUCCAAGGACGCCGUGCGGCAGCUGUGCCAGGAGUGCUUCUCCAGCCCGCCCGCCGCGCUCGGAGCGCUGGCCCAGCGCGCCUGCCCCGGGCUCGCCGCCGGCCCCGAAGAAGCGGAGCAGCUGGUAUCUGCUUUGCACAACCUCACCAGGCAUGUCGUGUACUGCGGCUUGACGAGGGCAGAAGAUAUCCUCUCUCUUUUCCCAGAAAACUUCCACCAAAAUCUGAAAAACCUUUUGACUAAGAUAAUCUUGGAGAAUAUCUCUGCUUGGAGGAAUGAAGCACAAGCAAGUCAGAUUUCCCUGCCCCGGCUGGUCGACAUGGACUGGAGGGUGGACAUCAAGACCUCUUCAGACAGCAUCAUAAGAAUGGCAGUCCCUACUUGCCUGCUUCAGUUAAAGAUUCAGGAAGAUGCUGCCUUAUGUGGAAAUAAUCCUGUUGUUUCUGCACUGACUGUGGAACUGAGUAAAGAAACCCUGGACACUAUGUUAGAAGGUCUAGGAAGGAUUCGGGACCAACUUUCUGCCGUUGCAAACAAAUGAAUAUUGGCACAGAUUCCAGCAGCAAGGAAUGGAAGUAUUUUCUACCUACAGCUCUCAUAGGUUGCAGUCCAGUGCAACAUGUUGUCUGUUUUAACAAAACAAAACUGAAGAAGUUUCUUCAUUGAAUUAAUGAGAUAGCUUUUGAAAAGCUAACACUUAAAUAUUCACGAUACCAAAAAGUACUUUCACAAUAUAUUGUUGAACAAAAGCUGUUCACCGUUUCAGAAGAGAGUUGGAGGGCUCAGAGCUGGGCUUAAUCACAAGGGUCAUAGGUGGAAGGAGCAAAUAGCUGCAGCCUGUGAAACAAGUGCUAUGCCUCUGCCCCGAAAUGAGAAUCUAAAAGGCUCAAACUGGUUAACAGGCUGCCUUCCAGUGUUAGAAGAGGAGGUUCUUCUCUCUGGAAUGUGCAUAUACUGAGGUGCGUGCUAGAUGUAGCACCCUCUCCCUCAGUGAAGCACAGCCAUGCUGCAGAUGGUUAUUACAGGAUAGUGCUUUGAAAUAGGGCAAUUAUGCACAUUCCCUUCUGAUCAGCUUAGUAGCACCAUUUGCAAAAUGACUAGUCUGAACAUCUUUAGCAGGAAAUAAUUUCCUCCUUCUGUCUGAAAAGAAAAAAAGGAGUUCACAUAAUUCAUGUUGGGGUUUAUUGGACUCUGGGCUUUGCUUUUGCUGCACAAAAACCAGACGGGGAAAGUAACUGAAGUCUGUUCUCUGUACUGUAGGAAACUCUUCUGUGGUAGUAUGUGCCUAUACUUCUCCAAAUUGUUCUGUUGUUGGUGUAAAUCUUCAUUUAAUUAAAGAAUGAAAUGGUAAUUGA